Gadus macrocephalus (Pacific cod) is the source of this 995-nucleotide messenger RNA. RefSeq names its product lin-37 DREAM MuvB core complex component (gene lin37). The record is from RefSeq and is a predicted model, not a curated record. The coding region runs from base 243 to 980 and encodes 245 amino acids. NCBI's taxonomy places the organism in Eukaryota, Metazoa, Chordata, Actinopteri, Gadiformes, Gadidae. The transcript is spliced from 11 exons. Gene Ontology annotation, biological process: negative regulation of transcription by RNA polymerase II. Gene Ontology annotation, cellular component: transcription repressor complex; Myb complex.
AGUCUCCAAAUGUUCAAAACGUAAACAAGCUAGUAGGCUAACCCAGCUAGCUCCACAACGGUAACGAUAUCUGACUAAGAAAGCUUCAUAUGAGCCAUUUAUCUGAUUGUCUUUUAUUGAAUCGUGAUUGCUUCCGAGCGUGGAAAUAAAAAUAUAAUAUUGCUGGCUUCCUCGCCAUCAGCAAAGGAAACUUGACAUAAUCUCGAUUUGUUGUUAAAUAUCCCAGCUUUGAUGAGAUCACCAUGCACCACCUCAAGAUCAAGACGGAGAGACCUGAUCAAGAGGGGAGUGUUGCUCGCAGUCGUUUGGAUGCCGUCUUGCAGGUUCUGGUUGAAAAGAAUGACACUGAGAGUGAGCAGAACGAAGACGAUGCUGGGAAGAUGACAGCAGACUCUCUCAACAAGGACUUGUCUCCUUUGUCUGCUGGAAAACGAUCAUCGUCUCGGUUCCCUCAGCAUCGACGGAAGAAGAGAAAGGAAAUGGAGGAUGGCCUACCAGAGAGCAAUCAGCUCAAACAGAACACGUACGUCAUCAAGCUGUUUGACCGCAGCGUGGACCUGGCCCAGUUCAACACCAGCAGCCCGCUCUACCCCAUCUGCCGCGCCUGGAUGAGGAACAACCCCGCCGCCCCGGAGCAGCCGGCGUCCCCGGGCCCCCCGGAGCCCCCCGGGGGGGGGGAGGAGAUAACCGACAUGCUGAACGGAAAGCCCCAGGGUGUGUACAGCCUCCCUCCGCCCACCCCCUGCCCCGUCAGCCUGUCGGGACAACCCCUGAACCUCAGGGUCCCGGCCACGGAGAAGCCCACCGUAUCCAAGCUGGCCGUGGAUCAGUUUCCUGUUCCCGGCGCCCUCCUUUGUGACCACAUGGAACGAUGGAAAAAGAUACGACAAAAGUGGAAGGAAUCCUCCAACCGAAACCAGAUGAGAUACAGCGAGAGCAUCAAGAUCCUCAAGGAGAUGAAGGAGAUGUACGAUCAAUGAGUGUGAUUGUACAUA